Molecule: messenger RNA, 2055 nt
Organism: Monopterus albus (swamp eel)
Lineage: Eukaryota; Metazoa; Chordata; Actinopteri; Synbranchiformes; Synbranchidae
Gene: arg2
Product: arginase 2
Exons: 8
Coding region: 286-1332 (348 amino acids)
Cellular component (GO): mitochondrion; cytoplasm
Molecular function (GO): arginase activity; manganese ion binding
Source: RefSeq, a predicted model, not a curated record
UAUGGGACCGGACGUACUGCUAGUUAAGACUAUAUGACACUUUAUGUACGCUUAAUAAAUCAAAGGACCAUUUUGUUUGUCUGAAUAAAUUAGGGUGUGAUUAUCUCUAUUCAUCUCAGCCCUUUGGUUCACUAGCUCAUGAAUAUUAAAAAGGUUAAGGACCUUUAAGACAGGCCUCCUGCGCCGGAUUCAGCAUCCACAGAGCUUUCGUCAGAUUUCACAGGUCGUUGGCUAAGGUCUGCUGGAUCAGGACUGAAUCGACUGAGAAUUUUGUAAAGAAGAAACAUGGCUUUGAGGGGACCACUAUUCCGCCUUCUCAGAACUCCAUUCAGCCAGUCUUGCCAACAAAGCAGAGCUCAGUCUGUGGCUGUGCUGGGGGCACCGUUUUCAAGAGGACAGAAGAGAAGAGGCGUGGAGCACGGUCCCAAAGUCAUCAGAGAUGCCGGGCUAAUCGAGAGGCUCUCCGGUUUAGACUACUCUGUCCACGACUUUGGUGACCUCCACUUCCACCACCCUGAGAUGGACGAACCCUACAUGGGUGUGAAGUUCCCUCGCACUGUUGGUGCAGCAAAUAAGAUGCUGUCUGGGGCAGUGAGCAGGGCUAUCGGGGCUGGGCACACCCUUGUCAUGCUUGGAGGGGAUCACAGCCUUGGUAUCGGCUCAGUCAGCGGCCAUGCUCAGCAGUGUCCUGACCUGUGUCUCAUCUGGGUUGACGCUCAUGCAGAUGUGAAUACGCCCAUGACUUCCCCAUCAGGAAACCUCCAUGGCCAGCCUGUGGCAUUCAUGCUCAAAGAGCUGCAAGACAAGAUGCCAGAUAUCCCAGGGUUCUCCUGGACAAAGCCAGUCCUCUCCUCAAGAGACCUGGUGUACAUCGGACUGCGGGAUGUCGACCCCGGAGAGUACCACAUCAUGAAAAAUCUGGGUAUCCAGUACUUCACUAUGAGGGACAUUGACAGACUGGGCAUCCAAAGAGUCAUGGAAGUCACCCUCGACCACCUUCUGGCAAGAAAACAGCGACCGAUCCACUUGAGCUUUGACAUCGAUGCAUUCGAUCCGUCUCUGGCUCCCGCCACAGGAACAGCAGUGAAUGGAGGUUUGACCUACAGGGAGGGAAUUUACCUCACAGAGGAAAUCCAUAACACAGGUCUGUUGUCAGUCAUGGACCUUGUAGAAGUAAACCCCAUGCUGGGAGCCAAUCAUGAAGCCGUGGAGGCCACCGCCUCUUUAGCGGUUGAUGUCAUCGCGUCAUCUCUGGGACAGACGAGAGAAGGCGCUCACGCCAGCAUCGGGGUUCCCCCUGUGAAGAAUGACACAGAGCAGCUCCGCAUCUGAGAGCAUGAAGCAAAACUAUGAAAUUAUCAACAUCAUCUCUGAGCAUUCCGCAAUACUUAACUUAAGAGUAUCUUACAUUUCUGUUCCCUUUGAUUUGUUCUUUAGUGUUAAGUUCAAUGAUGAAAACAAAGUUUGCCUGCAGUCAUGAAACUACGAACGGACAGGUGAAAACACUGAUAUUGCUGAGACUAAAGCCUCGGACUACCACUACACCUACUGAUGGGAAUACUAGUAACCUUACCACAAUAUUUACUUAUUUUUCUUCCUGUAUGUACUAAAUGUUAUAGAACACAGCUGCCACAUAUUUAUUAUGUUUGGUUUACAAGAGAAUGCACCUGCCUCAAAGGUACGAACUGUGUUGGACUUAGUUUGACACAUUCACGGACUCAAAAUCAUUUUGUGUCUGUGCUAGUUACUAAAAAAUAGCAAUGAUGCGUUUGCACUUUUGGACCAGCUAUGUUUACUGUAUUUUCUUUACAGUUAUCUAUUUUCAAAAUGACUCUACCAGUACAUGUACUCGGAUUACUGUUUAAAUAUUUAAUGACUAUAUAAGUAUUAAUUGGCUUGAAAACUGCUGAUGUCCAGCUCUGCUGUUAAUUUCUGGCAAAAACUGGUUGAAUUGGUCUAAAGCCUGGUCUAUAUUUGGCCCGAUAUGGCCACUGAAGGAAUUGUCCGUGUAACAGAAUUUAUAUUUUGGUCUUCCAUAAAUGUGACUACAUUUUU